CGGGAUAAUCUCCCGACGAUGGUGGUCGCCGGCAUUAUCAAACGGUGCGUGUCUCCGUGGUCGUCGAAAACCACGUUUCCUCGGAAGUCAAAUGGCGAGUUGAGAAUUGUCCAUCACUAUCUUGCGUUGAAUGAUGCAAUUGUUAAAAAGGCUUACCCGAUGCGAAAAUCGAACUUAUCCUCAACAGCAUGGUGUUAG
Molecule: messenger RNA, 198 nt
Organism: Aspergillus aculeatinus CBS 121060
Lineage: Eukaryota; Fungi; Ascomycota; Eurotiomycetes; Eurotiales; Aspergillaceae
Exons: 1
Source: RefSeq, a predicted model, not a curated record